GGCCGUUUUGCCUGGUCUCCCAAAUCCAAGCCAGAGCCCAGGAAACAGGAUUGUCCCCCUUGGAGCCCAAGAGAGCACAGCCUGAGCCAUGGAGCCCCUCUGCAGCCUCUCCUUCCUCCUCCUCCUCUUUGCCUGGGCCACUGGGAGCCCCAUUGAGAUGGCUGGAAGCCCCCAGGUCCAGGAGGACUUCCAAGAAACCCGGUUCUAUGGGAAAUGGUUCGGGGUGGCGAUGGGCAGCAACUGCCGCUGGGUAAAGCAGCACAGGGACCGCUUCCAAAUGGGCACCUUGGUGGUGGCUGCGGGGAAGACGGACAGGGAGACCACCUUCACCUCCACCCGCAUCAGGCAAGGCGUAUGCAGCCAGGUCACCGGAGAGUACCAGAAAACCGACGUCCCGGGCAGAUUCAACUACUACAACCCCAAGUGGAAGGCCCAUAUCGAGCACUACGUCGCCCGCACCAACUAUGAUGAGUUUGCCUUCGUUGUGAUGAAGAAGAACAGCAGCAGCCACGGAGUGACCACUACAGCCAAACUCUACGGGAGGAACCCAGAGGUUCGGGAAGAGCUGCUGGCUGAAUUCAGGCAGUUUGCGCUGGGCCUGGGCCUCCCAGAGGAUGCCAUCUUCACCCUUCCGAAUGCAGGGGAAUGUGUACCACCCGAGGCCAACAAGGACCCACAGCCUCGGGAUCGAAGGUCGGCAACCUUGUUCCAGGAUGAAGGUUCGGCCGACGGACCCCUGAACGCCUUUCCCGGAAACAAGGAAGCCGACUGCCUACUCCCUCCGGACGCGGGGCCUUGCCUGGGGAUGUUGGGCCGGCACUUCUACAACGCCAGCGCCCAGCACUGCCAGCCCUUCUUCUUUGGCGGAUGCAUGGGCAACGGGAACAAUUUCCCCUCCGAACGGGCCUGCCUCCAGACCUGCCGCACUGAGGCGGCCUGCCGUCUUCCCAUCAACCCCGGACUGCCCUGCAACUCUGAAUUCUGGGCCUUUGACGCCAAUCAGGGCAAAUGCGUCACCUUCCAGGGAUGCGGCGGAAACGCCAACAUGUUCUACUUGGAGAAGGAGUGCAAGGAGUACUGUGGAGUCCUUGCCGAGGCAGAUGAGGAGUUUUUGCCUCCGAAGUAAAGAAGAACCCCAAGGAAAAUGGGAGGCCCCCAAGGAGCAUCUUUUCCAAACCUCCAUUGCUGUAUUGCAUGAAAUAAAAUCUAAAUUUAACCUUG
Anolis sagrei ordinatus is the source of this 1221-nucleotide messenger RNA. RefSeq names its product protein AMBP-like. Lineage: Eukaryota; Metazoa; Chordata; Lepidosauria; Squamata; Anolidae. Gene Ontology annotation, molecular function: serine-type endopeptidase inhibitor activity. The record is from RefSeq and is a predicted model, not a curated record.